Molecule: messenger RNA, 2166 nt
Organism: Copidosoma floridanum
Lineage: Eukaryota; Metazoa; Arthropoda; Insecta; Hymenoptera; Encyrtidae
Gene: Pgd
Product: phosphogluconate dehydrogenase
Biological process (GO): pentose-phosphate shunt
Molecular function (GO): NADP binding; phosphogluconate dehydrogenase (decarboxylating) activity
Source: RefSeq, a predicted model, not a curated record
GGCCACCUCAGCUGAUCAGUGAUCUGUUGGCUCUCCAACUCUCGGUUAAUUCGGAGAAUCCAGCGGUAAUUUAAUUUGAGCAUUUCGACAGAGAUUUCGAGACCAGUCGCGUGCCAAUACUCCGGAAAAUACGUCCUACCUACCGCAGUACUUUCAAGUAUACAUAAGUAUAUUCUCAUCAAAGACACUUGUUGCUUGUUGUUAUAAUUAUACACGCUCCACUGUCUUGUAUCUGCAGUUUGAAAUUCAACUUCUACAAGCCAACAUGACGGAACCGGUUGCGGACAUAGCUCUUAUUGGCCUGGCUGUGAUGGGUCAAAAUCUCAUUUUGAACAUGAACGAUCACGGCUUCGUUGUUUGCGCCUACAAUCGCACCACGGACAAGGUCAAGUCGUUUCUCGCCAAUGAGGCAAAGGGUACAAAAAUCGUUGGCGCGUUCAGUCUCGAAGAAAUGGUCAGCAAGUUGAAGAAGCCCAGAAGAAUUAUGCUGCUAGUGAAAGCUGGCUCUGCUGUUGAUGCCUUUAUUGAAAAGUUGGUUCCUCUGCUGUCUCCUGGAGACAUUAUCAUUGAUGGCGGUAAUUCAGAGUACAAAGAUACUGAAAGGAGAGCCAAAGACUUGGAUACCAAGGGUAUUUUGUUUGUGGGUAGUGGAGUCAGUGGUGGUGAGGAGGGAGCUAGGUAUGGACCAUCCCUAAUGCCUGGAGGUAACCCCAAAGCUUGGCCACACAUUAAGCCGAUUUUCCAGGCUAUCUGUGCUAAGGCUAAUGGAGAACCUUGCUGUGAUUGGGUGGGAGAAACAGGAGCUGGACACUUUGUCAAAAUGGUUCACAAUGGGAUUGAAUACGGAGAUAUGCAGCUGAUCUGUGAAGCAUAUCAUGUUAUGAGGGAUGGCUUAGGACUAAGUAAUGAAGAAAUGAGUAAUGUUUUUACUGAAUGGAAUAAGGGGGAACUUGAUUCGUUCUUAAUUGAAAUCACAAGCAAUAUACUUCGAUACAAAGACGACAAGGGUCAUUUAAUCGAUAGAAUAAGAGAUACUGCUGGUCAAAAAGGAACUGGAAAAUGGACAGCAAUUGCUGCCUUAGACUACGGAGUGCCGGUCACUCUAAUUGGCGAAUCAGUAUUUGCAAGGUGUUUGUCAGCUUUGAAGACUGAACGAAUCGAAGCAAGUUCUGUGUUGGCUGGUCCCAACAUCAAAUACCAAGGAGAUAAGAAGGAAUUCUUAGAGCAUCUCAAGAAGGCCCUCUAUGCUUCUAAAAUUAUUUCCUAUACCCAGGGUUUUAUGCUUCUCAGAGAGGCUGCCAAAAUUUACAAAUGGAAUCUCAAUUAUGGUGGCAUUGCAUUAAUGUGGAGAGGUGGUUGCAUUAUCAGAAGUGCAUUCCUGGGCAAUAUCAAGCAGGCUUUUGACAAAAACCCCAAACUAACAAAUCUACUGCUCGACGACUUCUUUGCAAAGGCAAUGAAGAAUUGCCAGCAGAGUAUCCGCGUGGCUGUGUCGACAGCUGUAAACCUUGGCAUACCGACUCCAGCGCUAUCGACAGCGCUUGCCUUUUACGAUGGUUACCGUGCAAUGCGUCUACCUGCCAAUUUGCUUCAGGCACAACGAGACUAUUUUGGGGCUCAUACUUACGAACUCCUCGGUGAGGAGGGUAAGUUCGUGCAUACUAACUGGACUGGCCAUGGUGGCAAUGUCUCAGCCUCAACGUAUGAUGCUUAGAUUAAGACAAUCAUUGUCAUUCCUUGAAAAAAUUUACGAAAAAAAAAAGCAGUUGACGACUACUGCUACAUCAUGUUGUAGAUAUGUUGUUUAUCUAUUGAAAUUUUAUAUAGGAUCUUUACCAAUUAAUUUUUAAAUUGAAAUGCGAGGAUAUAUAUUUUUAAAACUUCAAUCAUGGAAUCGUACAUUCUUACGUGCAUUUAUUAAUGAUUGUGAUUUACGCAAGCAGUCUAAAAUAUAUAUCUAUGUUUUACUAUUUUUAAGCAAUGUUGUAAAGUAUUUUGUAUAGAAAGUAAUGGCUAAAAUAUUAAUCAAUGUUGAUACUUCAGUAUAACAACAUAAGCUUUUUUUUCCCACUCGCGCCACUCUACGAAAUUGCCUUUACACACGUGAUUAAUUCUCGCAAUGUUGAAACAAUUUUAAAAAAUAAAAAAAUACAUGGUAUUGCGAAA